Molecule: messenger RNA, 639 nt
Organism: Perkinsus marinus ATCC 50983
Lineage: Eukaryota; Perkinsozoa; Perkinsida; Perkinsidae
Product: retinal protein, putative
Exons: 5
Coding region: 1-639 (212 amino acids)
Biological process (GO): cilium assembly; lipoprotein transport
Cellular component (GO): cilium
Molecular function (GO): lipid binding
Source: RefSeq, a predicted model, not a curated record
AUGGAACCGACUUCGGCAGAUUCCGACUCUCAGCUGUUGGUCGGGAGCGCCAAGCCUUCUGAUAGUAAAUGCUUCACUGGCUGGGAAUGGGUGACUCCGGAAGUGGUCACUAAGUUCUCCUGCGCCACAGAGGACUUCCUAUGCCCGGCAUCGGCUAACACGUAUGGGAUAGACUUCAUUGGCUUCAUAGUACGCGAUGCAGACACGGGAAGGAAGUUGUUGGAGAUCACCAAGGAACCGCCUCACAAGGGGGCGACAAGCCGCUCUGCUCAGAUGGAGGAAGCGGCUCAGCGGAACAUUCGCUACCAGUUCGGACCGCGGUUUCUAGAACUUGAGCACGUUGGAACGAAACUGGAAUUCACAGUUGGGGAUAAGCCGGUCCACAACUUCCGCAUGAUUGAGCGUCACUAUUUCAAGGACAAGAUCCUCAAGUCCUAUGACUUCACAAUGCCCUACUGUAUGCCCAACACCGUGAACACGUGGGAGGUGAUAUAUGAACUGCCCGAGCUCACAGCUGAAGAGAAGAAGGCGAUGAUUGAAGCCCCUUGGGAGACCAAGAGUGACAGCUUCUACUUUAUAGACGAUAUUCUCGUCAUGCAUCACAAGGCGGACUACAGCUACGCGGAAGAUGUGGAGUAG